AUUGAUUAAAAACUGUUUCAAACGGGGAAAAGGAUUCCUCUAUUAGCACUUUGUGACAAUUUCUUCGUGAUAUUCAACAAUGAAAAAAAUUGUUUUAUUUCUCCUUGCCGUUCUAUUUGUUUUUUUGGUCACCGGUAGACACCACAGAGACAAUGACUACUUAAAUCACGUACAAUUGGUAAAUCAAUUUCGAUGUUCAUUGCCACAACCACGAGCAAUUCCCGUAGCAGAACUUCUUACAGUUGGACCUAGUCCAGAUGAAAUUUUUUAUCCUCCUUCAACGGUAUUAGCACGUUGCGGUGGGUCCGGAUGUUGUCCCGAUUCCAAACAGAUCUGCGCAUCGACCGAGACUAGAAACGUAAGCUUGGUAUUCAUGGUAAAACACCUCAUAGAUCGACAACGGGACAGACAUCAUGAGGUUAUUCAUGCUUUGGAAGAUACAAAAUGUGCUUGCAUAAAUACGGUCAAAGUCAAUAUGACGUAAUUCUUCGUUUAAAAGUAUAAAUAUAAUGUAGAUGUGUGAAUAUAUUUGUGUAUGUGUGUUUGAGUAUGCGUGCGUGCGUUUGUGACGUUAUCAGUGCAUCAAUGAUGAUAAUUGCUUUAAAACAUACAAAUUUAUAAGUAUCACGUAAAAAUUUCAUAUCAAUUAUAUUAUGUAAUCGUUUGUUUUUAUCAUGGAUAAUAUUCUCUAAAAAAUAUUACUUUCAUAGUUAUUUAUUUAUUUUAAUAAAAUGUAUCAUUUAUACUUCGAAUUAAUUAAAACAAAUAAUUUCACUGUUCAUACUUACAUAUUAUUAUAUAGUAUUAUAUAAUUAUUAUAUAUUUAUAUUUUUAUAUUGCUAUAUAUAUAUAUUUACAACUAGUUCCUUACUGUCCAUUUAUACAUCCAUGGUAUUUGUGUCUGUGAUAUUUUUAUCUAUUAAGGUCUGUAAA
Vespula vulgaris is the source of this 933-nucleotide messenger RNA. RefSeq names its product vascular endothelial growth factor A-A-like. Gene Ontology annotation, molecular function: growth factor activity. Lineage: Eukaryota; Metazoa; Arthropoda; Insecta; Hymenoptera; Vespidae. Gene Ontology annotation, cellular component: membrane. The transcript is spliced from 2 exons. Bases 80 to 484 code for a protein of 134 amino acids. The record is from RefSeq and is a predicted model, not a curated record. Gene Ontology annotation, biological process: hemocyte migration.